Molecule: messenger RNA, 1897 nt
Organism: Labeo rohita (rohu)
Lineage: Eukaryota; Metazoa; Chordata; Actinopteri; Cypriniformes; Cyprinidae
Gene: opn1sw1
Product: opsin 1 (cone pigments), short-wave-sensitive 1
Exons: 5
Coding region: 52-1062 (336 amino acids)
Biological process (GO): G protein-coupled receptor signaling pathway; visual perception; phototransduction
Cellular component (GO): membrane; photoreceptor outer segment
Molecular function (GO): G protein-coupled receptor activity
Source: RefSeq, a predicted model, not a curated record
AUUGACUCCACCAGGACACCGUGAAAUAACUAGUCCACUGACGGCGCAAUAAUGGACGCGUGGACCGUUCAAUUUGGAAACCUCUCCAAAGUCAGCCCCUUCGAGGGUCCACAGUACCACCUGGCCCCUAAGUGGGCUUUCUACCUGCAGGCAGUUUUUAUGGGCUUCGUAUUUUGUGUGGGCACACCUCUGAACGCCAUUGUCCUUUUUGUUACAAUGAAGUACAAGAAACUCCGACAGCCUCUCAACUACAUUCUGGUAAACGUAUGUCUAGCAGGCUUCAUUUUUGACACUUUCUCCGUAAGCCAAGUAUUCCUGUCCGCUCUUAAAGGUUAUUUCUUCUUUGGACAUACGUUGUGUGCGAUGGAGUCGGCUAUGGGAUCAAUUGCGGGUCUUGUGACGGGAUGGUCUCUGGCCGUCUUAGCUUUUGAGAGAUACGUGGUUAUCUGCAAACCCUUCGGAAGCUUCAAGUUUGGACAAGGCCAAGCUGCCGGAGCCGUGGUGUUUACCUGGAUCAUAGGUGCUGGUUGUGCCACUCCUCCAUUCUGGGGAUGGAGCAGAUACAUUCCAGAGGGUCUCGGCACCUCUUGCGGACCUGACUGGUACACAAAAAGCGAGGAGUACAAUUCAGAGAGUUACACUUACUUCCUCAUGGUCACCUGCUUCAUCAUGCCAAUGACCAUCAUCAUCUUUUCCUACUCACAGCUCCUGGGAGCCCUACGUGCUGUUGCAGCACAGCAGGCUGAGUCAGCCUCCACCCAAAAGGCAGAGAAGGAAGUGUCCAGGAUGGUUAUCGUGAUGGUCGGCUCUUAUAUAGUUUGCUAUGGCCCUUAUGCCAUCACUGCCAUGUGGUUUGCCUACGCUGAUGAUUCAAACAAGGAUUACCGUCUGGUGGCCAUCCCUGCUUUGUUCUCAAAGAGCUCCUGUGUGUACAACCCCAUGAUCUAUGCCUUCAUGAACAAACAGUUCAACGCCUGCAUCAUGGAGACUGUAUUUGGCAAGAAGAUUGAUGAGGGCUCAGAGGUUUCCAGCAAGACUGAAACCUCCUCCGUGUCCGCAUAAAUUAUUCCACACCCCAUUUACCACAUGUCCGGACCUGUUUUCCUUGUAUCCUCCCCCUGAUUGUUCAAAUCCUGCACCUUUAUAUCUUGUCAAGGGCGGAAGGACUCCCUUUGUUCUGAAGACACCAUUCGCUGGAUGCCCAAACUGGAGGGUGAUAUCCUACCAUCCUUUCUGUGCAGAACUGGUACACCUUCAAAUAAGUCUAUUUUAUUUUUUUUGUAAUGAAAAACAUUCAUAUUUCAUGUUAAAACAAUGCAUUAUGCAUUGACAAUGAAGUAGAAUAUUUAAUUUUCAACUUGCAAAAGAAAAUCUAAAAAAAAAAAAAUAAUAAUAAAAAAAAAAACUAAAAAAGAAACACCUCUGGUGUGAAUGGACUUGUGCAAACUGAAAAUGGAAAUUCCUAAUUUUCAAUAGCAGCUUUUAUAUUCUGUCAGAACGAGAUAUUCAGUAAACUAAGUAACCUAAAAGCCCAUACCAAUCAAAAGUGCUUAUUUCGACAAAAGAGCACAGCGUAACUAAGCGGUUUACCCGCGUCUUCGUUAAAGAACGUACUAAAGAUCAGCUUUCUGGCUGGAUUAGCCAAGAUAUACAAGAUCACAAGGGAAUUAUCCAAGUCCAUCCAUUUGUUUGCAGCCAAGGAACUGUUCACUUGAAGUUUGCUGCUAACAAAUCAUGAGCGACAGCUUUUGUCCAAUCACUGGCUUCAUGACGUUGGAUCUCUAAUAUCUGUAUCUACAUUACUUCUCUACGUUUUGUUGUAAUUAGACAAAGUGUGCAUGAAUUUGUUCAUGUGCUCGGAUUUUAGAAUUAAUAAAAAUUUAUAUUGUUUGAUGCA